Messenger RNA from Rotaria sp. Silwood1, 426 nucleotides. The record is from the annotation of a GenBank genome assembly. NCBI's taxonomy places the organism in Eukaryota, Metazoa, Rotifera, Eurotatoria, Philodinida, Philodinidae.
AUGCAAAUCAGCGAAACGAUUCUGCUUAUUAUCGCAACGAUAAUUACAGCAAUAUCAGCAUUAUUUUGCAUUAUAUCAUUAGCAACUCCAGGAUGGGUACUCAAAUAUGGUUUAUUUUGUUCGGGUUGUUCAACACCAUCAGCUGGUCUUUCUAUUGUUGCUUUUAUCUUAUUAAUGGCUGCUAUUGUUGUUCUUCUCUUAUUAAUUAUUCGAAUUUUACCAAAAACCAUUCGAAUUUUAUCUUUGAUAGUCUUAUUUCUUGGAACUAUCUUCACAUUGGCUUCAUUUGCAGCAUAUUUAGAUGCAGGAACUGGAUACUCAUAUAAACUAAUGGUUGUUGCUCAUUUUCUAUGUUAUGUAGCAUCACUUGUAGUUGCCUUUUGGCUUGGCGGUUCAUAUGGUACAACAAUAGCACCAACUAAUUGA